Molecule: messenger RNA, 759 nt
Organism: Rotaria socialis
Lineage: Eukaryota; Metazoa; Rotifera; Eurotatoria; Philodinida; Philodinidae
Source: the annotation of a GenBank genome assembly
AUGCCUGCCAAUCAUUGCAAGACAACUGUUGUUAAAUGUAGAGCAUGUUAUGAAGAGAUAACGCUGGUGGAGAAAUAUUUGCAUGAUGGUGAAAAUGUUGUUCAUAUUGAUUGUUAUAUCUGCUCGAGUUGUCAUCAAUCACUUGCUGGUAUAUUUUAUUAUCGUUAUAAGGAUCCACGUCACGAUGAAAAGAAAAAGCUUUAUUGCGAUUCAUGUUACUAUCGUUUAGCACCGAUCUGUUUUCAAUGUUUAAAAAUCAUUGAUGAUGUUUCAUUAAUUUUUGGUGAACGCAUUUUUCAUCCGAAUUGUUUUUGCUGUGAGCAUUGUCGAAAAUCAUUUAAAGGUGCACUAGUUUUUCCUUAUGAAAAUCAUGUUUAUUGCUCAAAUUGUUAUCAAAAUGUUCAAACUGAUUUUCAACCAGCUCCUUCAAUUGUUUCAACAUUACGCUGUUCUAUAUGUAGAAAAGUAUUUCAACCAGGUGAUCUUAUUACUAAACAUGAAAUUGAUUUAUCAACAGAUAAAAUAUCAAGUAAUAUUCACUAUAUACAUAAUUCUUGUUUUGUUUGUGGAGUUUGUCAUCAAAAUCUAUCGAAUUCUACUUAUUUUACACCAAAUACUCACGACGGCGAUAUUCAAAAUCUUGUAUUUCAAUGUGAAAAAUGUCAUGAAACAUCAGCAACCAUAUGUUCUAUCUGUUUUAGACCUUCAAAUGACUUGAUGGUUAUAUUCAAUAAUCGAUGGUAUCAUGAUGAAUGGUAG